Molecule: messenger RNA, 342 nt
Organism: Prunus armeniaca (apricot)
Lineage: Eukaryota; Viridiplantae; Streptophyta; Magnoliopsida; Rosales; Rosaceae
Source: the annotation of a GenBank genome assembly
AUGAAAAAAUUCGAGCUGCUUGGACCAGCCCAAGCUGAAUGGGGGCAGCCCAGUCUGCCACAUCCUCAAGACACAGCCAGCGCGCAGCCCAGCCCCAGCUCCAGCACGGAGGCCCACGUCACGCCUGGCCCGCUGGCUCCAACACCCGCAUCCUCAGCCCACGUCUCGAGCAAGGCCCAGCGCCAGCAUGCGCAGCCCACGCCUCAUGUGAGGCCCGUCGUCUCCUUGCCCAAACUCCAGCUCGUGGCCCGCAGCCAUGCGAAGGCCCAGCGUCUUCUUGCCCAGUGCAAUCCCACUUCGCACACCAGGCCUGGCGCCUCCCUGCUUCCACUUCGAGCCUAG